Molecule: messenger RNA, 5690 nt
Organism: Pantherophis guttatus
Lineage: Eukaryota; Metazoa; Chordata; Lepidosauria; Squamata; Colubridae
Gene: TINAGL1
Product: tubulointerstitial nephritis antigen like 1
Biological process (GO): proteolysis
Molecular function (GO): cysteine-type peptidase activity; peptidase inhibitor activity
Source: RefSeq, a predicted model, not a curated record
CCAGCCCUACCUGGCUCCCUCUCUCGGGGCUCCGAAGUGUGCAGGAAGGGAGGGCCCGAGGGAGGGGAGGUGGGCUGGGAGUCCCCGACUCCAUAUAAGGGCGAGGGCCGGGACGACCAGGGGAAAGGGACGCGCGCCUGCGACGCCUGACUUUGGCCCGGCGCGCUCAGGCAGAGACGGAGAGACCGAGCGCUUCGUUUGCGCAGAGACGCGCCAGAGCUGGUUAGGAAGCCAGUGCUCAAGAGACAUGGUGGGGCCAGCGAUGGACAUGACAAUGAUUAAGGCCGGAUUUGGAAUUUUAUAGAACACCUGGGAUUCAGUAACUCAGAAGACACCAUGAAAAGCUGGAUUCUUCUGUGCACCUUGCUGUUGAUGGGUGAGACUCUUCCUGCUCGGGUGCAUCGUACACGGAGGGAACUGGCACCUGGAUUGCACGAACAGGGGAUACGGGAUGCAGAAGGCUCGUACUGUGGCCGGCAGGAUGCUUGUUGUCAUGGGAGGGAUGACGCCUGCACCAUCCCCUACUUUGAUACCCUUUGCUACUGUGAUCUCUUCUGCAACCGAACCAUCUCUGACUGUUGCCCUGAUUUUUGGGAAUACUGUUUGGGCAUUGAACCACCAUAUCCAGUGCAGAAAGACUGCAUUCGCAAUGGUAUCAAGUUCCAUGCUGGAGCAACUUACCGUGAUAAUUGCAACCUAUGUACUUGCAAUGGGCAUGGCAAAUGGGAGUGUGAAAACCGUGUCUGUCUUAUCAAUGGGGACAUGAUCGAUGCCAUCAACAGAGGGAAUUAUGGCUGGAGAGCUUCCAACUACAGCCAGUUCUGGGGGAUGACACUGGAGGAGGGCAUUCGGUAUCGACUUGGCACCAUCAAGCCUCCCACAUCUGUCAUGAAUAUGAAUGAGCUUCAUAUCAACAUGGCCAUCAAUGAAGUGCUCCCUUCCCAUUUCAAUGCUGCCGAUAAAUGGUCUGGGAUGAUCCAUGAGCCUCUCGAUCAAGGCAACUGUGCGGGAUCCUGGGCCUUUUCCACAGCAGCGGUGGCCUCUGACCGGAUCUCGAUCCACUCCAUGGGACACAUGACACCUGCCUUGUCCCCCCAGAACCUGCUGUCUUGCAACACUCGCCACCAACAAGGUUGCAAUGGAGGCCGCGUGGAUGGAGCCUGGUGGUUCCUGCGCAGGAGGGGGGUGGUGACCGAUGAAUGCUACCCCUUUACCAGCCAGGAAAAGGAGAGCUCUCAUGCUAGUCCACCUUGCAUGAUGCACACCCGGUCCACUGGCAGGGGGAAGAGGCAAGCCACAGCACGUUGCCCCAACUCACAAACUGACUCCAAUGAGAUCUACCAAUCCACACCUGCAUAUCGUCUCUCCUCAAAUGAGAAAGAGAUCAUGAAGGAGUUAAUGGAAAAUGGACCUGUGCAAGCCAUCAUGGAAGUGCAUGAAGACUUCUUUGUGUAUCAAAGUGGGAUUUAUCAGCAUACUCCAGUAGCAGCUGGGAAGCCAGAGCAGUACCGUCGACAUGGUACCCAUUCUGUCAAAAUUACUGGAUGGGGAGAAGAACGGAAGCCGGAUGGGUCAAAAGGGAAAUAUUGGAUUGCAGCCAACUCCUGGGGCAAGGCGUGGGGUGAACAUGGCUACUUCCGCAUUGCCAGAGGAAUCAAUGAGUGUGAGAUCGAAUCCUUUGUGGUGGGCGUCUGGGGCCGGGUUGGAAUGGAAGAUAUGCACCACAAGAAAUGAGAAGAUUGGACCCUUCAACCUUGCAUUGUGAUAACAGGAAGAAUUUCUUUCCUUCUGUUGGCCCUAUGUUUCCUUCUCCUCAAAGCAUCUGGUAUCUAGAACAGUCACAGGACACAACUACUAUGGGUUUGGCCUCCAAAGACUUUGUCUCUGUUCUGGGGGAAGCCUAGAACCAUCAUGUGGAUUUUGGACCUGGGAAGUCUUUGGAGGAUCCUUCCUCAGAUGGUGGGGAGGAAAAACCUGAGAACUUCUGAAAUGGCUACCAAAGUGCUAAACAGUUUCUUGCAAAGGACCAAGAGAAGAUAUCCAAUCUGACAUUUUGUUAUGUAUAACUCACAUACCCACAACCAAAGGGACCUGGAGAUAUCAGAAGCAAACCUUGCCAGGAUUCCCUACCAAGGAUGGAAAGUUGCAGGUAAUCUGAAGAAACCUGCUGACUGGGAGACCAACCAACAUAUAUUUUUUAAAGUCUUUCCUGUGAUCUACCUUACAGAACCUUCUUGGAAGUGAUGACCUCUCUAGCAUGACCUUCCCCAGAGGCAACCAUGGUAAAAUAAAGAGUUGUCAUCCUCUUGGGCCAAAUUUUCAAGCAUCUCAGGUAGUAAAUCUACGGAUGAGUGGCUUUUUAGUCCUAGCAGGUAUGUCUGGCCAUGGACUCCAAAAUGGCGGAUGAAUUAGAUGAAAGAAACCUUGCCUCAUUUUAUGUGUCUGCAACAUGUCCUAAGAGUUUCAAGAAUAGCUAUAUAGGCUGAAAUCAACCCAUUUCGAUAGAGGCCAAGCUUAGCCUUGGGGGAGGCUGGCUUAGCCUUGAUUUUCUGUCAACAUGGAACAAGUUGUUUCUUGCCGAUCCUAUCUUAGAACAUAGAAUGACAGGACUAGAAGAGACCUCAGGGCAGGGGUGAAAUCCAGCAGGUUCUGACAGGUUCUGGAGAACUGGUAGCGGAAAUUUUGAGUAGUUCGGAGAACCAGCAAAUACCACCUUUGGGUGGCUCCAGAGUGGGGUGGGAAUGGAGAUUUUGCAGUAUCCUUCCCUUACCAUGUCCACCAAGCUACACCAUGCCCACCAAGCCACACCUACAGAACUGGUAGUAAAAAAAAUUUGGAUUUCACCACUGCCUCAGAGGUCUUUUUUUUUUUUUUUUUAAUUUGAUUUAUAUGCCGCCCUUCUCCGAAGACUCAGGGCGGCUUACAAUGUGCUCAGCAAUAGCCUUCAUCCUUUUGUAUAUUUAUACAAAGUCAGCUUAUUGCCCCCACAAACUGGGUCCUCAUUUCACCUACCUUAGAAAGGAUGGAAGGCUGAGUCAACCUUGAGCCUUGGCGAGAUUCGAACCCUGCAGUAAUUGCAGGCAGCUGGUCUUAAGCAGCUUAAUAACAGGGUGCCUUAAACCCUAGUACUACCAAGUCUUCUAGUUUAACCCCUACUCAAGGCAGUAAUCAAAGUAAUCAAAGUGAAAUAAGUAUCUGAUACCCUUUAGGCCACACCCGCCUUUCUCCAACAGUCCUUCUCAGCUAGGUUGGGCUUCCGAGCCCCACAAUUUCUAACAUGGCCAUCUAUGGACAUCAAGGCACAAAUCUCUGGAGAGCACCAGGAUGAGGUCAAGCUGCUUUGCUUGUGUGUCAUGACAAUGGAAGGAGGACUUCCUGUGUUUCUUAAGCUUCCUGGUUCAGCCCACCAUGAGGUAUUGCUGCCCCAAAGACAAUGCAAUUCCACCACAGCUUCAGCAGCUGGGUGCUUUGCCAAAGUCCUUCAGUUGACUUUCUAAGCCUAAAGCUCAAAUCAGCCCCCAGGCCACCUGUUUUAGGUCCAUCUCAACUGGAAAAUAGGAGGAAAUUCUCCUCCUCCUGUCUCUCCUCUGCCUGGUUUCAACUCCCAUGGAUUUUUUAUUUUUAUUUUUCCCAUUUCCCUGCCGCGUAGCUGAAAGCCCACUUUUGCUGAGUCCGAUGACUCGGGUGCACCAUCAUGGCUCUGACCCAUCGUGAAAACUUUUAUCCUCCUGCCUGAAGCCACUCUCCAUUUACCCCACUGCCUUUCCUCUUUUUCUUUUCCUUUUUCUCUUUUGAUUUUGGAUGCCCGUCUCUGCACCUUCCGUGCUGGCGUGAGAGUCUCUGGCUGCUAAGCCUCCCUUGGCUUAGCGGCCCUUUGUUGAGAACUUAAGGCUGCUGAAAGGGGAGGCCUUCAGCCAGCCAGGCAGGUUGGUUUUGUCCCAUUCUGCAAACUUUGCAAGCGCCAGUGUAAACACCGAGCGGCUGCCAUUUGUCUGAAAGAAGCGGAAAAAAAAGCGCAUUAAAAGGCCCGUGUUCACGCAUGACCGAGGCAGGGAGCUUUGGAAGAAGUGCCUGUGCUAGCAGUCCUCCCAUGGAGCCGGAAAACUCUUUUAUGUGAGGAUGAAGGGAGAAAAUGGAGCUUCCUCUCCUAAUACCUGAUCAAAGCAGAGAUUAGGGGAAUCUCGGCCUAGUUGUCCUGGGGGGGAGGGGGGGGAGACGGGGACCAAUCAAGGUUAGCUUUCAGGCUGCAAUUAGAAGCUGGUCUAAUGGGCUGCUUAGCUGCCUGCAUUUGAAAGAAGAGGAACUUCCCUUGAUGCUUUCAACUUGGUUACUGAAAACACCCAUUUUAUGGAUUGGAACAAUUGGUAGAAAGCCCACAAGAUGGACUUGUACUGUAUGCUAAGCUUCCAAAGGACAAAAUCAAAUGAAAACCAAUGCAAGGAAGCAUGGUCCCUAAACGCAGCUGCUAGAUUUGUAACAGAUCCACUGAAACAUAAUUGUGCAAAGCAGGAUAAAAAGCUAGCUUUAUCAGGCUGGGCUUGAAUCUGUCCUGUCCUAGUAAGCUUUCUCAAUGCGGGGCGUUUUUAUGCCUAUUUAAAUAUAUAAAUAUAUAAAAUUUAUAUUUUGCUGAUAAAGAAAUAAAGGGAGAGUAGUGUAGACCUAUUUCAAGCUAUUUAGCUCUCAUCAGCUAGCCAUACCCUUACCUGGAUUUGAACUUGGGCUUCCUGCAUGUUAGGUAGUUGAAUUAACCUCUGAGCCACAAGAGCUCUCGAUAGAAAAACACUUAAUAUAUAUAUUAUUAUUUGGUCUAAUUGGCCUUCAUUUGACCAAUCCAGGCCAAACAAAGAUGAAUUUCCUUCCGGUGAAUUGAAACAGGGCUGUAGACAUGCAACCACCAUCCACAGGCAGCCGUAAUUCCAUUUUAGGUAAGUUUUGCAGCCACUAAGUUUGGCUAGGACUAACCCCUUCCAUGCUAGCCUAUCUGUAUAUUCUAUCCAUUGCUUAGGGCCUGUGCUCUAGAAGUGAAGAUUCAGAUGUGUAUCCAAAGGGUAAAAUCUCCUUUCAGUUGAGCUCUGAUGUGACCCAGUAGUGGUAUUCACUUACCUUCACUACCGGUUCGCAAAUGUGACCACGCGCCACCUCUGAGCAUGCACAGAGCCUUCUGUGCAUGUGCAGAGAGUCUGUGAUGAUGUCUGGGCAGGUGGAUGGAGCCUCUUACCACCGCCGCUACCGGUUUUCCCGAACCAGGUAGAACCGGUAGAAUCCCACCACUGAUGUGAUCCUUAAACUAUACCUGGGCAGUUUCCUUGGCUACGUUAUGGAAGUAGUUGACAAUUGACCUUUUUCAGAUUCCUUUUCAACUUCCCAGUCUAGGUCUGCACCCUUGGGAUGUUUUAGAAGUCUCAUGUCUCCCAGGACUUUAAUCCCACUUAACUUCUGAAAAUUUCCUGUUCCCUAAUCAAAGAUGACACCUGAGUGAAUAAGGAAAACUCCAACAUAAUUCCCCAGGUGGUAAAUGUCAUAUAUAUAUAUAUAUUCCCUUAUCAGAUAAAAAUCUUUAUUCCUGGAAAAGAAAAAUACUGCUACCUUGACUAAGCAUGAAACAUCUGCAGUUCAAUUUCAGUAUUUAUUAUUUUGCUUUUGUUUAUUUGUUUCUUGUGAAUAAAGUGCAUCGAAGAUGCUGGCAGGAA